Molecule: messenger RNA, 806 nt
Organism: Funneliformis geosporum
Lineage: Eukaryota; Fungi; Glomeromycota; Glomeromycetes; Glomerales; Glomeraceae
Source: the annotation of a GenBank genome assembly
AAUUAAAUAAUCUAAAAAACAAACCUAACUUAAAUGCUAACGAACAAGCAAGAAUUAAGGAGUUAGAAAGAGAGUUAAAAGAAAAGCAAGUUGGGCAGAAAGAGAAUAAUUAUAAGUUAUGGUUAGGGAUUGGUUGUGGAGUUUUAGGAAUGAGUUUAGUGGGUGCUUUAGAAUUCGACCAACCUAGUGAAUUAGUUAUUGAAAAUUAUCCUAAUUUAAAGAGAAUAUAUAGAGAAGUCUUGCCAAUACCAAUUUUCAAUGUGACUAAGGUAGUCAUUAGAAACUGUUCCCAAUUAGAGCAUGUGAACCUUAAUAGACUCAAAAAUAAUCAAGAACUAAUUUUGAAUGAUUUACCUAGUUUAAAAUAUCUUGAUUGUGGAUACAAUAAACUAACUAAUUUAGAUUUGCAAUCUAUUAACAUAGAUAAGUUAGAAGAAUUGUAUUUGAAUAAUAAUAAUUUUGCUAAGCAAGACUUAUCUUUUUUGAGUCAUUUGACUAGUUUAAAGAAUUUAUGGUUAGGAACUAAUUUAAGGAUAAGAAUAGAAGAAGGCAGAGAAAGAGUUCAGCAAGGCAUUUAUAAUCGCUUUUACGGCUCUUUAAAAUUUUUACAAGAACUAACCACGUUAAAAGAACUCAAUAUUAACGACUCCGACCUAGAAAGCGGUUUAGAGUAUUUACCGAACAGCAUUGUUAGUUUUGAUUGCUCAGCCGGUGAAAGAGAAGAUGCCAAAGUAAAAAUCAUAAAAGAAAAAUUAGAAAAAUACAAAUUCAGUUCUGGAACCUAUGCCUCUGCACUGGAAAAUUGA